Messenger RNA from Kwoniella botswanensis, 2034 nucleotides. RefSeq lists its product as uncharacterized. The transcript is spliced from 14 exons. Gene Ontology annotation, molecular function: magnesium ion binding; actin filament binding; dUTP diphosphatase activity. The coding region runs from base 1 to 2034 and encodes 677 amino acids. Gene Ontology annotation, biological process: actin filament organization; dUMP biosynthetic process; dUTP catabolic process. NCBI's taxonomy places the organism in Eukaryota, Fungi, Basidiomycota, Tremellomycetes, Tremellales, Cryptococcaceae. The record is from RefSeq and is a predicted model, not a curated record.
AUGUCCCGUUUCGUCCGUUCAUCCAAAUACCGACAUGUUUACGGAGCGAAAUCCAAGGUGAACUAUGAGAACGCCAAGAUCUCAGGAUCAGCUUGGGAUACAGACCUGGUCACUGCUGGUGGAAAGUAUCUAGCUGUGAACUGGCAGGUCUCAGGAGGUGGUGCUUUUGCUAUCCUUCCGCUAUUCUCGCCUGUCACUCCACCUCAACCAGCUGGUUUCCCCAACAAGCUACCAGAUAUCAUCCCACUUGCUCGAGGUCAUACGGCUCCUGUUCUCGAUACUGCUUGGUCACCUUUUGACGAUAACAUAGUAGCUUCAGCAGGCGAAGAUGGAAAGGUCCUGGUGUGGAAAGUGCAGGACUCGCUCUUCGAAGGAUGGGGAGAAGAUCACUGGGUACCAGAGGACUUAUCACCUGAAUUAAGGUUAAGUGCAGGUGGUCGUAAAGUCGGACAAGUCAUAUUCCACCCUACAUCCUCAAAUUUACUUACAGCUGCAUCCGGUGAUCAUCUCGUCAGAUUAUGGGACAUCAGCUCAGGUGGAGAUUCACCUAAAAUCACUUUGAAGGGUCAUACGGAUUCUAUCCAGGGUAUAGCUUGGAAUGCUGUUGGAAAUACUCUUGCUACUACAUGCAGAGAUAAGAAACUGAGAUUAUUCGAUCCUCGAGCUGGUACAGAUGCUGUUAGGAUUACGGAUGGGCAUGCUGGUGUUAAAGGUUCAAGAGUAGUAUGGCUCGGUGACAGAGACAGGAUCGCUACUACUGGUUUCAGCAGAAUGUCCGAUAGACAGGUUUCAUUGUGGGAUACCGCUGGUUUAACGAACCUUGAGACUACAUCUCUUGACUCGAGCGCAGGUAUUAUCAUGCCUUUCUACGCGGAAGGUAAUGAUGUGCUGUUCCUUGCUGGUAAAGGUGACGGUAAUAUCCGAUACUACGAGUUCGAAGGCGACUCGCUCCACUUCUUGAACGAGUACAAGACCUCUGAUCCGCAACGAGGUAUGACCUUCCUCCCUCGACGAGCUCUUGAUGUUAAGGAGAACGAAAUUGCUCGAGCGUACAAGCUAGCUGGUGGAUGUGUCGAACCUUUGAGCUUUAUUGUUCCUAGAAAAGCAGAAUCAUUCCAGGCUGAUAUCUUUCCACCAGCCAACUCCAUUGAACCCGCUCAGACUGCUGCCGACUACUUCUCCGGCAAGACUGCUCGACCGAAGGUGAUCGACCUCGAAACUAGAGCCACAAGCACGAAUACCGCUCCCGUACCUGAACCAGUCAAGUCUGCUCUCGCUCCCACUCCAGCUCCAGUUCCUGCUGCUACACCUACUCCACCACCCUCUGCCCCCGAACCAGUUAAAGAGGAAACCAAGACUGCUCCAGCACCCACACCGGCAAGCACUAAGAAAGAAAUUGAUUCUGUGCCUGAGGUCACCGCUAAAGGGUUGGAGAUCGAACAGCCGGAUAAAGAGGAUGAGAAGGUAGAGGAAGAGAAGGUAGAACCUGUUAAGGCUGUUCAAGAGAGUCUCGCUGGAUUAAGUGUGACAGAUGAGAAGAAGGAGAACGGCAAUGAAGUUCCCGCUCCUACAAACACGCUUCUGAUCAAGAAACUUUCUCCAGCUGCCACAUUGCCAACUCGAGGAUCACCAUUGUCUGCGGGAUACGAUCUAUACUCGGCAGAAGAGAAGGUCAUACCAGCUCGUGGAAAAGCUUUGAUCGAUUUGCAGAUAAGCAUCGCUGUUCCUGAGGGUACUUAUGGUAGAGUCGCUCCUCGAAGUGGUCUAGCAAGCAAACAUUCCAUCGAUACUGGUGCGGGUGUUAUCGAUGCGGAUUAUAGAGGUCCAGUGAUGGUUUUGCUUUUCAACCUUUCUGAUGAGGACUUUACCGUCAAGAAAGGCGAUAGAGUAGCUCAACUUAUCUUGGAGAAGAUCGUUUUGGCUGAUAUUGCUGAAGUUGACGACCUCGAUGCCACGUCUAGAGGAUCAGGAGGGUUCGGAUCAACAGGUGGAUUCGGUCAAGCUAUAAAAGACGUAGCUAGCAAGAUUCUUUAG